Molecule: messenger RNA, 3823 nt
Organism: Aedes albopictus (Asian tiger mosquito)
Lineage: Eukaryota; Metazoa; Arthropoda; Insecta; Diptera; Culicidae
Product: bumetanide-sensitive sodium-(potassium)-chloride cotransporter-like
Exons: 8
Coding region: 510-3662 (1050 amino acids)
Biological process (GO): chloride ion homeostasis; chloride transmembrane transport; potassium ion homeostasis
Cellular component (GO): membrane
Molecular function (GO): sodium:potassium:chloride symporter activity
Source: RefSeq, a predicted model, not a curated record
UGGAAUUUUCUCACCCUAGCACUAAGUUGUUACGAUUCGCAUGCUGCAUAAACUGCUUACUGCUGUAUAAAACAGGUUGUUUUGGGGUGGGAAUCUUCUUCUGCGAUUAAACAUCUUAUCCCCCUUUUUCGGGGUUCGUUAUCGGUUGGCACGGUCGAGACCGUCUAAUUAUACUACCCUCGAAGUGCACUAAUUUUUGCUGACAACCGCAACGCCUAUAAAAGAGAACCACGUUCGGCCGGCGAAUCUUCAGUGCUAUUUCAAAUUCAUCGAUGUGCGUAGUCAAGUUGCGGUCAUACAGAACAAGGAUACCCCGGAUUUGCCGUGAGCACCGGUCACGGUGAUAUUCACCUCAAAGUGUGUUACCUACAUAAUGGAUGUGGCUGAAUAGAAGAAGAGUUGUGCUUGGAAAAAAUAUCAAUUGUGUGGUUGUGCCAGUUGCUUAGUGUCCCCACGGCCACGGCCAGAUCCCCACCAGACUUGACCUAUCACAGAAAGAGUGAUCAAUCAUGGAACAACCGAAUCGAUUCAAAGUGCAAACGGUGAUACAGAUCCAGAAUGGUCACGAUCAGUCUGGUGGCACUGACCCACCGGCCCAGUUCCGCUGGCUGGACGACGAAGUGAAGCUCAAUGUACCCGAUUUGAAAAACCGCAACACCACUAAUCGGGUGGCUCCGGCACCGGAAGCAAACGAAGAUCGCCGCGUCAGCAUCAUGGGUGUCACUAGGGAUCCGCUCCCUCGAUUGGAUCACUAUCGGACGUCGUUGCGAAAAAAUAAACGGCCCUCGAUCGGCGAACUUCAUGGAGACAGCGAUGCCAAAGAUAAGAAACAGGAACCGGAACAGGAAGAGCCAAAAGCCACCGGACACCUCAUCAGACUGGGAUGGGUCCAGGGUGUCCUGACGCCAUGCCUGCUCAACAUUUGGGGUGUAAUGCUUUUCCUGCGUCUCAGUUGGGUCGUAGGCGAAGCCGGAAUCGUCGACACCUUGCUGAUCAUGCUGCUAUCUUAUAUGGUGUGCGUCAUCACCACACUGUCGCUGUCGGCUCUCUGUACCAACGGUCAAGUCAAAAGCGGUGGCAUCUACUACAUAAUCUCGCGCUCGCUGGGACCGGAAUUCGGAGCAUCGGUGGGCGUGGUGUUUGCCUUUGCCAAUUCGGUCAACGCUUCCAUGAACACGAUCGGUUUCUGCAGUUCUUUGAACGAUCUACUUGCUUCCUACGGAAUCAAAAUAGUGGAUGGUGGUGUGAACGACAUUCGUAUCGUUGGAACGGUCGCACUGUUCAUUAUGGUGGCCAUUUGUGCCGUGGGCAUGGACUGGGAGGUUAAAGCGCAGAACUUCCUGCUUGUCGCUAUCCUGGUAGCUAUUGCGGCAUUUGCGGUUGGAGCUGUAAUGGGUCCCAGCGAGGAUGCCGAUAGAGCCAAAGGUUUCCUAGGAUUCUCCACGGCCGUAGUGUCAUCCAAUUGGGACUCGUUGUAUCGAUUCAGCGAAGGUAUCCAGCAGAACUUCUUCAGCGUGUUUGCAAUCUUCUUCCCAAGUGUUACCGGAAUCCAGAGCGGCGCCAACAUUUGCGGAGAUCUGAAGGAUCCAGCCAGUGCCAUUCCGAAGGGAACGCUGUUGGCGUGUCUGGUUUCAGCCAUAUCUUACAUUAUGUUUGCUCUCUUGGCUGGAAGUACGGCUGUUCGAGAUGCCUCUGGAAACCUUACCGAUCUGGUGGGAGUCAACUUCACGUCUUGUGAUACCAUGCUUAAUAACUGCAAGUAUGGAUUGAACAACGAUUACGCGAUUAUGCAGCUGAUCGCUGCGUCCAGCAUACUGAUCUACAUUGGAUGUUGGGCCGCCACACUCAGUACUGCUCUGACUAACCUUCUGUCCGUUCCCCGUCUAAUCCAGGCCCUCGGAAUCGACCGAAUUUAUCCAGGUCUGAUCUUCUUCUCCAAGGGCUACGGAAAGCAUUCAGAGCCGUACCGUGGAUACGUCUUGGUAUUCUUGGUUUCCUUCGCGUUUAUUAUGAUUGCCGAUCUGAACACCAUUGCCCCGUUGAUCUCGAACUUCUUCUUGGCUUCGUACGCUCUGGUGAACUUCUGUACGUUCCACGCUGCUACUGUUAAACCUCUCGGAUGGCGCCCAACCUUCCGGUACUACCAUCCUUGGCUCAGUAUGGGUGGAUCACUGCUGUGCGUGGCCAUCAUGUUCCUGAUCGAUGUAGUUUCAACGUUCAUCACAAUUGUGAUCAUCUUCGUCCUGUACCUCAUGGUAAUCUACCGAAAGCCCGACGUGAACUGGGGAUCAUCGACGCAAGCUGCGGCAUACAAAUCCGCCCUGAACUCGGCCCUCAACCUGGAACAAGUUGGUGAUCACGUCAAGAACUACAACCCACAAUUGCUAGUCCUUUCCGGUAAUCCGUUGCAUCGGCCCAACUUACUAAACUUUGCCAAUUUGAUCACCAAAAACCAGUCGUUGAUGAUCGUUGGCAAUGUGGUGGAGCAGAAGCUGAACUACAAAGAGAGAAAGGCCCACGUUCAAGCCGGGAAGAAAGUGCUCAACGAUUUGAAGAUCAAGGCAUUCUACAACAUUCUGGAUGGGCUGCCGUUUGACGAGAGUGUGCGGGCGAUGAUUCAAUCGACCGGGUUCGGACGACUGACGCCGAACAUCUUGAUGGUCGGAUACAAACAGGGCUGGCGCACGUGUGGAACCGAGGAACUCCAUACCUACUAUAACGUUUUGCACAACGCCUUCGACAACCGACUUGCUUUGACCAUUCUACGGCUACCAAACGGGCUCGAUUGUUCCCACUUGGUUCCACCAAAGCCCGAGCUAGAUCUAGCCGAUUCGGCACUGAACAUUAUGUCGUCGAUGGCCUACAUUAACACUCCACAAGGACUGCGAAUCCAGAAGGGUCUGAUGCCCGUCAACUCCAAUCUGGAUCUUCAUGGAAUGGCCGCCAGCAGCGAGCAGAUCAGCGUGAACGUCCCGAAUGAAGGUAGGUGGAAGGUGGGACCUCCAACUCCAAUACGAUGCCACAUAUUAAUAUGUUCAAAUCUUAAAGAUCAAGAUCACCGAAUGAAUCCCAAUUCAACAACGCCAGGCAAAGAACUCAACAUGUUCCGUGAGAAGCAACCUGCAGGAUACAUCGACGUGUGGUGGUUGUACGACGAUGGUGGCCUCACCAUCCUGCUACCGUACAUCAUCUCCACCCGGGCCAAGUGGUCCGAAUGUCAGAUACGAGUAUUCGCCCUUGCCAGUCAGCAGACCAACGUUGAGGAGGAACGCGAAAACAUGACAAUUUUGCUGGACAAACUGCGCAUCAACUACGUAUCGCUCAUCAUGGUCACCCUGUCGGACAAACCGCAAGAAGCGACCAUCCAAGCGCACCGAGCCCUCCUCAGUACCCUGGUGGAAGGCCAGGAAACGGAUGUCUUCGUCAGUGCAUCGGAACAGGCACAGCUGGAGGAGAAAACUUAUCGUCAACUGCGGCUACGGGAACUGCUUCAGCAGUAUUCCAAGCACGCUUCGCUGAUCGUUCUCUCCAUGCCGAUACCGCGAAAGGGAAUCGUAUCCGCUCCGCUGUACAUGUCUUGGCUAGAAAUGCUCACGAAGGAUAUGCCACCGUUCCUGUUGGUGCGAGGUAACCAAACCUCGGUGCUUACGUUCUAUUCUUAGAUUUAAGGUCAAUCAACUAGGUUAUCUAAACGAACCAGUGUAUACACUCAGGAAGAAAAUAAAUCAAUUAAGUCAAUCAAGAGAAUAAAAUCAAUAUGUAAAAAAGGAAGGAAGGCUCAACAGAUAACUGUAUCGAAAGAACCAAACAUGCUCAAAAAAUC